AUGGCCGCAACACACGGACGAAAAUCGACAGCAGACAGCAAUGUCUCCGAGCCCCACGUCCUCCGAGGCAACAUAAGCCACCAAGUCCAGGCCUUCACGGACUGGUCGCAGGCCCGCCGAUUCCGCAUCCUCGACACAAUCAAGCACGACCACAGCGAGAUCAAAUCCUUCUAUGAGCUGAUCGUCAGCUCGACCGAUCCAGAGGAGCAGACCAAGUACCAGAAUCAGUUCACCUGGGAACUGGCGCGGCACGCCGUCGGCGAGGAGCUGGUCGUAUAUCCCGCGCUGGAGAAAUACCUCGACGACGGCAAGGAGUUGGCGAGGAAGGAUAGGGCCGAGCAUCAGACUGUAAAGGAAAAGCUCAAGACCUUCCAGGACAUGAAAUCCACGGACCCGCGCUUCAUCCCCACGCUGCAAUCCCUCUGGGAUGAUCUCCAGGAGCAUAUACAUCACGAAGAGACGGAGGAUAUCCGGUGGCUGGAAGACGCGCUCUCGGAGCAGGAAAGCCUCGGGCUGUCGCAGUCGCUGAACAGGACGAAGCUCUUCGUGCCUUCGCAUGCGCAUCCGACGGCGCCUUCAACGCCGCCGUUUGAGACUGCUGUAGGGUUGCUUACGGCGCCUUUGGAUCGGUUGUCGGAUUUGUUUCGCAAGUGGCCUGCUACGUAG
Messenger RNA from Aspergillus udagawae, 666 nucleotides. RefSeq names its product HHE domain protein. The record is from RefSeq and is a predicted model, not a curated record. Lineage: Eukaryota; Fungi; Ascomycota; Eurotiomycetes; Eurotiales; Aspergillaceae. The transcript is spliced from 2 exons. The coding region runs from base 1 to 666 and encodes 221 amino acids.